This is a messenger RNA of Kogia breviceps (pygmy sperm whale), 3497 nucleotides long. NCBI's taxonomy places the organism in Eukaryota, Metazoa, Chordata, Mammalia, Artiodactyla, Physeteridae. The record is from RefSeq and is a predicted model, not a curated record.
GAUUGGUUGGCAGAGUGUGCGCAGGGGCAAACGCCCAGCCUGGCCAACAGUGGCAGAUGGGAUGGCUGAGCCUGCGACUAGACUUUUCCCCCAUUGGCUGAUGGGUCAGUGUCACGUGGCAUGAAGCGGCUCUCUAUUGGUCGAGAAUGAUACCACGGGGUCCAAAAGCACGGGCUGGUUGGCUGGAAUGAAUCCCAGCUUCCUACUAGGUGCCCCGGCUGGCUGUUGCUAUGAAGUGUCCCCGGGCCUUCUGGCUGCUGCUUGGGGAUCCGCUCUCCCGGUUUUCCAAGCGCCCGUAGCUGACAGGGCGUGGGAAGAGCUCGACUUUUAUCAAGCACUGAAGAAGGGCGGGGCUGGGGAAGGUGGGCGGGACCCCCGACGAUAUCACAGAGCUUGGGCCCGGCUUCCGCGGUCUCUGGCCUUCGCCGCCUCGGGCAGUGGGCCGGAUGGGGUUAAAAGCCCGGAGAUUGCUCUUGCCCCUCCAACAUCUCGUCUCCGCCAAAUUCUGAACGUGGCGUUCUCAGGUAGAAACGGGUCCUGUCGCAGGAGGAAGAACUGCGCGUGCUCAUUCGUGACCGGCACCUUCAUCGAGAAAUACGACCCCACCAUCGAGGACUUCUACCGCAAGGAGAUCGAGGUGGACUCGUCGCCGUCGGUGCUGGAGAUCCUGGACACGGCGGGCACCGAGCAGUUCGCGUCCAUGCGGGACCUGUACAUCAAGAACGGCCAGGGCUUCAUCCUCGUCUACAGCCUCGUCAACCAGCAGAGCUUCCAGGACAUCAAGCCAAUGCGGGACCAGAUCAUCCGAGUGAAGCGGUAUGAGAAAGUGCCAGUCAUCUUGGUCGGGAACAAAGUAGACCUGGAAAGUGAGAGAGAAGUGUCCUCCAAUGAAGGCAGAGCCCUUGCGGAAGAGUGGGGCUGCCCCUUCAUGGAGACGUCGGCCAAGAGUAAAACAAUGGUGGACGAACUCUUUGCAGAAAUUGUGAGGCAAAUGAACUAUGCCGCGCAGCCUGACAAGGAUGACCCGUGCUGCUCUGCAUGUAACAUCCAGUAGCGUUCACACGUGGCUGUCCUGGUCACGAGCUGCGCUGAAUCGUAGGCGCUGCCGACCUCGUCUGCUCAGCGGUGGAGCUUGCAGGAUGUGUGGUGUGACUCUCCAGUGAAACAGCAGGCCUUGUUCAGAGUGCAGCAGUGAUGGUCAGCUGCUGUCACUGAGUAACGUGUGGGUUCGGUAACUCCAGUCUUCACCGUCGUCCUCAGUCUCCUCUAGGCACCUGCAGCUUCAGGCGUCGCCAAGUCGAUCUACAGGGUGUUCUCCUUUGAAGGCUGUCAUGGCAUCGUCACUGAGUUGACAGAAGCAACUGUGGUGUAUGUUAAAAAUAGUCACGGGCAAGAAACCAGAAGAAUUCCUGUGGCCACUUACCAUUAAAAUAUUUUGUCGUCUGUUAAAAAAGAAAAAAAAAAAAAAUUAAGUAAAGGAGAAAUAUUUUCCUACAAGAGUACUGAAUUUCAGGAACUGAGAUAGUGCUUCUAACCAAUGUAUCACGUCAAGUAAGAUAACAACAGCUGACCUGCCAACAGCAUUACAGGGAGAGAUUCUUUGCUCAGCUGACCUAUUUGUUUUUUUCAAAAUCGAUGCUUAAUUGUAGGUGUUAUCCUAAUUUGUGACACAGAACUAACUCACACAUCAGUCCUUGAUAGAGCAAAAGUCACAACAGGUUGUGUAAAAAUACAGCCUAGUGUUAGAAUGUUUCAUCACCUGCUUUGCCCAGAAAGUGGAGACUCUUACAAGGGUUUGAGCUGAAUUAAAACCCCAAACCCACCCUCUGUUAACUAAGCAGAGAUGGUCCUUAUUACUUUACUGAACGAGAAGGAAGCAACUGUGACGGAAAGAGAUUGUGUAGCCUUACUAACGAGAAGUGUUCUAGUAGAUUAACUAGUACCGUCAUGUAAGGAAAACGAAGCCAUGUUGCAUCCACAUGUUCCCGUUUGCAGAAACCUCACAGGACAGUACAGAUAUCUUGCAUUUUUACGUUCGUUAAAGCAGCAAAUUCCUUCUUGCCUUUAAGGGCUAUGGUUGUGGUGUGAUUCUUAGCUAACCUGCUUUCGAAAUCAAGUUUUCUAUAGCAGAGCUUUAUCACAGGCAUUUAAAAAAUUGAAUAACCAUGUGAAAUAAUUUGGGCUUAAAAGUAGAACAUAAAUUAUAGAGUGGAAGUUAAGAGACAAAAACAAACAAACAAAAAAAAAAAAAACCUUUAAUUUUCCUGGAGAAUUAUAUAAAGAUUUUCUUAUAACAAUUUUGCCCUGAUUACUGAAGUGGCAAAUAAAGCUAGAGUGAAUAUUUUGUUUUGAAAAGGUGCUCAAGUUCUGACAUUUUUGGUUUUCAUAGCCGUAAAGUAUUUAUCAUUUGCAUGACUAAAGGCACAUGAAAAACCUAUUCAUAAGUUUUACAAUCAAGUGCAGAAGGGUUUUCAACUAACUUCAGAGUUACAAAUGCUGAAGAGAGUAUCUUGAGCGGAUCCUCUGGAGAUAAAUUUGGCCUUCAGAACUGCAGUAUCACUGAGCCUGUGAUCUACAUACCGCCCCACAUUUUGUUGAUUUCACGCUCUUGUGCAAGUAAGCUCCGGUCUUAUGUGUGUAACUGAGCGAAGAGUGUAUGUUUGCGUGUGCACGUGUGUUUAUUGUUCCUACGAAUUUGGCACAAGUCAGAGAUAACUGCCUAUAAUGAGAACCUGUACUGCAGAAUAUAGUGUAUCAAAACCAUUUUUUUCUUUUAAAUUAUUUGUUUUUAUACAUUAUUGAAAUCAUUGGUAGCCCCCCAAGUGUUCGGUAGCCUGACAUUAAGUUAGAGGAGAGAAAAAUGGUGGAGAGUCCUUUUCAUAGAUGAGAAAACAGAGAUCUGUGGGUAAAACCAGGCCAUGGUUGGCAGAAGUCUUUGAAUUGUGAAUAUUUGCAUUCUUCAAGAUAGUUGUUUUUUUUUUUUUUUAUGAUCCCCAAUUCUGAAGCACCUUGUUUAUAGGACAGAAAGUUCUAACCAGUUUUAUUGAAAUAAAUUUCAUCACGUAAAAGGUGUUGUGACACAAUCACGAAGAGAAAUCAAAGAUUCAAGAAGUGUGAUUUUUAUCAACUGAAUUAGAAAUAUUUGUUAGCGCACUGUUUGAGUUUUGAAGCCUGUAACUUCUCAGAAUGAUUCUGUUUUUUAGAAUUCCAUAUUUGGUAGCAACUUAUGGCAACAGAUUACAUAUUAAAAACAUCUCUAAAGAUUCUACAGUUUUACAUUGUGGAUUGCUAUGCAGACAAGAAAAAUAAGUUAAAUGAUAUGAAAGGUAUGGCAAGAUAUAAGGUGGAAAAGGUUAUCUAAAAAUUGGGGUUUUAGUUAGACGUGUUUGUCGGACAGUAAGGUGGUUUUUUGCUGUAAAGAUGUUAAUAACCAAUUUGGCUGCCUGAUCAGUGUUUCCACCCAGCCCUGACUAUUUAGCGACAAAGCAUCAAAGAUA